AUGACGAACUUCCAAGGUGACCCCGAGGCUGACGUUCUUCUCAGCAGGGAGCACAGUCGGGUCAAAAUCGAAUCUUCUGUGGACCGACGUCGAUGGCACCUUUCAAGAUUUCUUUGCUGGUCCGCUUUGAUCACCCUGCUGCUGUUCGCACUCGGCGCUUUCAGCCAUGAAUACUCUUUGUUGAGCAUCGAACCCUCUCCACACACAGUUCCAGUACACACCUGCGGCUCUACAGUCCCCGAAGCAAAGGCGAAUGGCUGCGUUUUUGAUGUCAUGGCAUAUGGCUGGGUCCCAUCCCAGUGCUAUAACGGCGACCUCGUCAGCACGUACAACGCAUAUAGUAUGAGCCCUUGGGCAUUCGACAAGAACCUCACCAAGCCAGCGUCCGAACAAGUGCUUAUGGCUGGAGAGAGGAGAAUUCUCUACACGGACUUACGAUUCCACCAAGAACACUGCUUCUACACAUGGCAUAAUCUGCUACACAGCGUCGAGCAUCAACGACCGCUGAUACACAACUUGUCGGCGUCAACCGAACACCGACACCACUGCAAGGGACUAUUCUUGCAUGGAGAAGCGCCAACAGGCCCUGUCGCACCAGCAUUCUUCCAUUGUGUGGACAUGGAAGAGCCGUUCUUGCUUCGAGAACACAUGUAUGAGUAA
Messenger RNA from Colletotrichum costaricense, 660 nucleotides. RefSeq lists its product as uncharacterized. Bases 1 to 660 code for a protein of 219 amino acids. NCBI's taxonomy places the organism in Eukaryota, Fungi, Ascomycota, Sordariomycetes, Glomerellales, Glomerellaceae. The transcript has a single exon. The record is from RefSeq and is a predicted model, not a curated record.